Molecule: messenger RNA, 1505 nt
Organism: Poeciliopsis prolifica (blackstripe livebearer)
Lineage: Eukaryota; Metazoa; Chordata; Actinopteri; Cyprinodontiformes; Poeciliidae
Product: G-protein coupled receptor 4-like
Exons: 6
Coding region: 203-1177 (324 amino acids)
Biological process (GO): phospholipase C-activating G protein-coupled receptor signaling pathway; positive regulation of Rho protein signal transduction
Cellular component (GO): membrane
Molecular function (GO): G protein-coupled receptor activity
Source: RefSeq, a predicted model, not a curated record
CAGCGCUCAACUGUGUUUGUUUGGUAGCUGUUUCUAUGACGACAUGAUGUGGCCAGGUUUAUGUUCUGUGAAGCUCCAUAGGGUGCUGCCUACCGGUCUGGGAAUAGGUGUGUAAAUGCCACAAGUCACUCUGGAGAUCUUGACUGCAUACUGAGGACGUGUUGAGAUAUUUGACUGAGUUACUCCCAUCAUCAAUAUUAGGAUGGAUGAGAUGAACAUAAACACUACAGAAUACAAUUACCAUAACCAAACCGGUUUCGAUUACACUGAUGAGGACUACGACGGCACAUAUUAUGACCUUGAUUAUAAUUUUGAAUGUCCUGGCAUAUGUAUUUCCAAAGUCUUAAAUUUGCUAAAUCGGAUCACCAUUGGCGUUGGACUCCUUUUAAUUCUUAUAGUGAUGAUUGCAGUUUUUUCACAGGUGAGAAAGGGUCAGGAUGCUCCAGUCUAUGUCAUCAACCUCCUCGUCUCUGAUAUCUUUCAGCUCUGCUCCAGAAUUCCAGCAAAUUUUAGUAGACUGAGUGAAGAUGAUCUCACAUACAUCCAUAUUGUAUAUUUUGGAAUCAUGGUCAGUGUUGGAUUCAUGGUGUGUAUCUUCUGUGAAAGGUAUCUGGUCAUUACCAAGCCUCUGUGGUACAGAUUCAAGAGAAGGAACAAGAGAUAUGUGGUGGUCUGCAUUGUGGUCUGGAUACUUCCACUUUUUUAUAUCAUACUUGGCAUUGGGUUAAUGCAGUCUAAGAUUGCUAUCAUCUUCUUCAUGAUUGUUCUCCUCCUGCCUUUUCCCUUCUUCAUCUUCUUCCUGGUUGGGACUAUCAGAGCUCUGUCUGCAGCGCUCGGUGUCCCAGCAGAUGAAAAACGACGAAUAGUAGCCAUUCAGGUUGCUGUGCUGAUUAUUUACACUCUGCUUUAUCUGCCCGUCAUCAUUUUGCUCUUAGGUGCAGCUGAAGUUUUCGAUAGCAAUAGCCACCUAAAUAGUAGCAUUAUAGUUCUCCAUUUCGUGGCUUUAGUUUGUGUUUUUCUUAGUCCUCUUGCAGACACAACUUUGUAUUUGUUCACUCGGAAAACCAUCCUGGAUAAGUUUCUGGCUUCAAUUUGUUCUUGUAAAAUAUCUAACAUUCUGGAGACGAUCAGCACAGGUCAUGGAAGCAGGUCUGCAACAACUACUGAGACUGUUUAGGUUUUAAUAUCUGUUAUGAUGCAAAAUAGCAUCCAGAGUUCAUUUGCUGGCACUGAAAAUUAUAUUUCGUGGUACGACCACCAUCGUUUGCCAUAUUAUAUGGGCAAAUAUAUAUAUUUUUACAUCUUUUAUUAGAUAAAUACUCACAAGAUCUACAGUUGUAGAAGUUGUUGUUAUAAUUUUGAGUUAUUUACCUCUGAACGUUUCCUUACACUUCAUGUUUUAUUUUCAUUUUCUCUCAUGUAAACAAAUUGUUCAUGUGUUCUUGUGCUUGCAUGUCAUAAUGAUUGUUAGUGAACUGAAGAUAAAGGCAUAAUUUGAAACAGAA